CGUACAGACAGCGCUGCAGCAGACGGAGCGACUUUUGUUGAGACUCGGGAUCAAUACGGAUCAUAGCAGCGUGUGAUCGACCUGCAGCGGGAUGAGCAGCGCAGCGAUCUACCCCCCUCUCAACGCCCCCGGCGCCCCGGCCAACAUGUUCGGCACCGUCCCCGGAUACGAGGGCCUGGCGUCCGGAGGAGGAGGCUUCCUGCCGCCGCCGAUGCCCGCGGAGCCCGUAGCUCCGCCCCAACCGGGACCCGAACCCGAUGACUGGAGUAUCCCCUCUCUGUCGGAGGACGUGGCCCGUGAUGCGUUCAAGAGCUUCGCGUCGUCCCACUGCUGCUACAGUAAAGCUCCGGCCAACGACGGCGUCAUCACCAAGAUGGAGCCGUUCAACACCUACAGGUACCGUCUGGAGACGUUCACCGAGGCCAGAUCAACUGAUUGGGCCCAUAAACCCCAUGAAGGUGAGCCGGCUGACUUCUACACUCAGACCGCCCCCCGACCCUGGGAGAUCCAGGCCACGCCCCCGAAGCUCUUCGUCAAUCACACGGAGGAGAUCCGCGUGCCCUACACCUCCUCCGUCAAGGACUGCCACACCUGCCACGCCACCGGGACGAAGCCGUGUGAGGAGUGCCAGGGAAAUGGAUACAAGCCCUGCUGGGUGUGCAACGGCUCCGGGUCGAACAACGACGGGAGCUGCGAUCGCUGCAGUGGUUCUGGCAAAGACAGGUGCACGAAGUGCGAUGGCCGAGGAACGAUGGACUGCGAGACCUGCAAAGGGAAGCGACAACUGCUGACCUACAUCCAGCUCAAAGUGGAGUGGACCAACAACGUGGCCGACCAUGUGGUCGAGCAGAACUCUGGCCUGAAGGUCGAUGAUCUGCGCUCAGUCAGCGGGAAGGAGCUGUUCAAGAACAGCCAGUACCAGCUCUACCCGCUGCUCGGAUUCCCGAACCCGGCCAUCUCCGAGGCGUCUGAGCGGCUCAUCAGGGAGCACCUGGCCCAGUUCGCCCAGAGCUCCAGGAUCCUGCAGCAGAGGCAGACGGUGGAGCUGAUCCCCAUCUCCAAGGUCAACUACAAGUGGAAAGGCGACACUCACGUCUACUACGUUUACGGCAACGAGAACCAAGUCAGCGCCGACAACUACCCGGCGACCUGCUGCUGCGUCAUCCAGUAGAAGCUAACACCCAAUACGUCCUCAUCCUCCUUCUCCAGACCAAUAUUUCCAAAUAUAUCCAUCAGAUCGUAGCUGCUCGAGCAGCUCAGACGUGUUAAUCCGAUGUUUCCUGUCAUUUAAACCAGCGUUUCGCUGCAGCCUCCUUUUAAUCAAUCACAUAUACUGAAAAUAUAGCGCUGUUUU
Molecule: messenger RNA, 1354 nt
Organism: Stegastes partitus (bicolor damselfish)
Lineage: Eukaryota; Metazoa; Chordata; Actinopteri; Pomacentridae
Product: ssu-2 homolog
Exons: 12
Coding region: 92-1171 (359 amino acids)
Molecular function (GO): heat shock protein binding
Source: RefSeq, a predicted model, not a curated record